AUGACAGUCAACGAUGAUAAUCUGCCCGAAGUCUACGACAACAGUUUGCCAGAGGCUGUUCGUAUACCCGAAACAACACACGAACCAUACCAUACGGGCGAACAGAAAGACUAUGCAGCCCAAAACGUUACCGACACGAACGUCACUGCCAGUGAAGAAACAACAAAGGGUAUAAGCACAAGACGGAAGAAAUACUUUAUUGCUCUGGCAAUUUUCCUUAUUGUUAUUGCAGCUGUUGUUGGAGGUGGAGUUGGGGGAGUGUUGGGCUCACAGAAUAAAUCCGAUGCAGAGAAGGAUGACACAACUACAUCAUCGUCCUCAACCUCUAUAUUCUCCUCUACAUCCACAACAACUUCAAGCGACAGUACUACCACCGAGACCUCCGCCCCUUCAACUACAUCCACCGCUCCAUGUACGGAGGGGACAGUUGCUGCUGGUGAAACGCAGAAUUACCUAGGUCUUUGCAAGUUUUCUUGCGCAUAUGGAUACUGUCCACCAGGACCGUGUACAUGUACGAAGCACGGCGAGGGGUCUUCUGCACCUCCUGAAAUUGGUGUUGAGGGUUGUCCUCUUCCCGGUGAGAGCGAGGGCUAUCGCGGGCUUUGCUCGUUUGCCUGCAACCACGGGUACUGUCCACAGGAAGCUUGCACAACGAACUGCUAG
Fusarium pseudograminearum CS3096 is the source of this 663-nucleotide messenger RNA. RefSeq lists its product as uncharacterized. The coding region runs from base 1 to 663 and encodes 220 amino acids. Lineage: Eukaryota; Fungi; Ascomycota; Sordariomycetes; Hypocreales; Nectriaceae. The record is from RefSeq and is a predicted model, not a curated record. The transcript is spliced from 4 exons.